AUGAUGCACAGAGUGAACCUCAGCCAAGACCAGUGCGCUGGAAAAAACGUGACAGACAGGGAGAUUUUAUUCCUCAAAGACCAUCAUCCAGUCGAAGUACUAGUUGGAUGCCACGUGUGUCCACAGAUCAGCAUCAAUGUCCACGUGAAGAACCUAGUUAUGUUGCCAGUGUCAACCCAACAAAAGAUCAUAAGGAUCCUUAGAGAACAAGUGGAGAGCCUGAAUGUGACCAAAAAUGAGCUGGGUGUGGAUGACGACACACUGCAGCAGUGGGUGGCCGAUGUGCAGAAAUGGGCUGAAGAUUGCAACAAGAGGCGACACAGAAUUCGCAAGGUCAUCUUAGAUGAGAAGAAACGCUUGGCGGCUGCUGUUGACGACUACAACAAGCUUGCUGAACCAACAAAGCAAAUCGUAUCCAGUGAUGCCCUCAAGCAGACCGACAUUUGGCCCUGGCAGAGCACAAGUGAACCUGCUGCAGACCUCCAGACAAAGAGAAAGGUCUUUGAGAAGGUGAUGGCUGUGAGGCGCCUGAGAGAAGAGGAGACGAUCCUUUGCAGGGAGAUGCGGCAUCACUGGAUAGUGUUGCGAAUGCGAUCAGUGGUGUUGGGGACAAUCUCCUCAGACUCCUCCCUUGUUGGCAUGUCGGGGGAUGCACAGAAGGGACUCUGUAGCCUGGUUUUAAAAAAACAAAGUGAACUGAAAGCUGAAAUGCUCAAAGUAAAGUACAAGAGAAUCCUCAGCCACCAACCACUCCUGGAAAUGGACUCGGAGGAGGAGGAAGACAUUCCAGACGAUGCCACUGAGAGUGAUUUGAGCACUUCUGUGGAAGACUGA
Oreochromis aureus is the source of this 834-nucleotide messenger RNA. RefSeq lists its product as uncharacterized. Lineage: Eukaryota; Metazoa; Chordata; Actinopteri; Cichliformes; Cichlidae. The record is from RefSeq and is a predicted model, not a curated record. The transcript has 6 exons. Bases 1 to 834 code for a protein of 277 amino acids.